Zootoca vivipara (common lizard) is the source of this 661-nucleotide messenger RNA. It is a transcript of the gene SDHAF3, whose product is annotated as succinate dehydrogenase complex assembly factor 3. NCBI's taxonomy places the organism in Eukaryota, Metazoa, Chordata, Lepidosauria, Squamata, Lacertidae. Gene Ontology annotation, biological process: mitochondrial respiratory chain complex II assembly; succinate metabolic process. The record is from RefSeq and is a predicted model, not a curated record. Gene Ontology annotation, cellular component: mitochondrion; mitochondrial intermembrane space.
CAGCCUCACUGCGCCGGCUCUAAGCCACCCGACCCGGCUGCGCGCUGCUCCUUCUCCGGCCUGCCCUUGGGAAGCGCCUUGCGGGGCGAACAUUGGCCCAGACGCAGCCAGCAACACCCCCCCCCCCAAAUAGUCCUGUUUAGCCUGGUGGCAUUUCUCAGCGGUUAUGCCAGGCAGCCUAAACCAUCAUGUAUCCCGGGUAAGGACUUUGUACAGGAAGAUCCUGCAGUUGCACCGAGCAUUGCCACUGGAGUUGAAGACCCUGGGAGACCAGUAUGUGAAAGAUGAGUUCAGGAGACACAGAUCUGUUGGUCCUGAAGAGGCUCAGUGCUUCCUGCGGGAAUGGGAGAACUAUGCAGCGACGCUGUUGCAACAAACUCACCCAAAGGCACAGAACUGUACAAGUCCGCCUCGUUUUGGAUCCCACCUCCCGGAAGAAAAGCUUCAUGCCCUACGAGAUGAGCAAGUUGGGCAGCUCCAGGAACUGAUGCAAGAAGCUACCAAACCCAAGAGACAGUUUAAUAUUUUGGAUGACACAGAUCACAAAAAUUGACAUAUUACUUUGGAUAUGCUUUAAGUAGGGUGGUGGGGUUUUUUUGUGCUCUUUAGCUCUGUUUUGGAAAAGAUUUUCACUCCGAAGAAUAAAUGAAAUUGAUGUUCA